AUGAAAAAUGUAACCGAUUCUUUCGUUUCCUUGGGUCACUGGCCGUCCGCCGGGAGUUUCGGGUUUAAUACCGAUAUUUUAGCAACAAAUCCAAUAAAUCUAAGUGUAGUGCUUGGUGUAUUGAUCUUUUUUGGAAAGGGAGUGUUAAGUGAUUUAUUAGAUAAUCGAAAACAGAGGAUCUUGAGUACUAUUCGAAAUUCAGAAGAACUACGUGGAGGGGCCAUUGAACAGCUGGAAAAAGCCCGGGCCCGCUUACGGAAAGUGGAAAUGGAAGCAGAUGAGUUUCGAGUAAAUGGAUACUCUGAGAUAGAACGAGAAAAAUUGAAUUUGAUUAAUUCAACUUAUAAGAAUUUGGAACGAUUAGAAAAUUACAAAAACGAAACUAUUCAUUUUGAACAACAAAGAGCGAUUAAUCAAGUCCGACAACGAGUUUUUCAACAAGCCUUACAAGGAGCUUUAGGAACUCUGAAUAGUUGUUUGACCAGCGAGUUACAUUUACGCACCAUCAGUGCUAAUAUUGGCAUGUUUGGCACGAUGAAAGAAAUAACUGAUUAG
Nelumbo nucifera (sacred lotus) is the source of this 555-nucleotide messenger RNA. The record is from the annotation of a RefSeq genome assembly. NCBI's taxonomy places the organism in Eukaryota, Viridiplantae, Streptophyta, Magnoliopsida, Proteales, Nelumbonaceae.